CUGUGUUCAGGUUCAAGCAGAGAUCAGCUCUGCACACCCACAGGCACUUCAAGUGCUGGAGGCCACUCCUGGGACCCAGGGCCCCUCCCCUUGCUCUGCUGUGUCCUCACCUUGACCCCCUCCAUCAGACUCUGUCUCCCUUCUCCCUUCGGGUGUCCUGUUCCCCACCCAGAGGCAGAGGAGGCAGAGUGGCAAGGGGAAGGGGCUGGGUGAGGGCCGCCCAGGGCCAGGGUAGGCUGGGGGGCCGUUAAGAUGUGGAGCUCUGCCCGGUUGAGGGGGGCUCCGUGGAGGCAGACGCAGUGUGUGCCUGGCUGGGGGGAGUAUGGGCAGGCCUGCGGCCACGUGGUGAAGGAUGAACAUUCGGGGCACCCCGGACCUCGGGCAGCCCAGUGACGACCCCAGCAGUGGUGGUGAGCGGGAGCGGAUUCGACAGCGCAUGAAGAUGGUCAUCGGGCAGCUUGAGGAUAUCCUACGGGAGCUCAAGGAGGUGGCCAAGGAGCUGAGGGAGGUGGUGAGCCAGAUCGAUAAGCUAACCUCAGACUUCGAUUUUGAACUGGAGCCGGAUGACUGGACCACAGCCACUGUGAGCAGCACCUCUAGCAGCGACAAGGCAGGCGUGGGCGGCCCCUUUGACUUGGGCCACCUGGACUUCAUGACAGCUGAUAUCCUCUCAGACAGCUGGGAGUUCUGCUCCUUCCUGGACGUCUCCACCCCCUCAGACUCCGUGGACGGCCCCGAGUCUAUGCGGCCAGGGGCUGGCCCUGACUACCGGCUCAUGAACGGUGGCACACCCAUCCCCAAUGGGCCACGAGUGGAAACCCCAGACUCCUCCAGCGAGGAGGCCUUCAGCGCUGGCCCCACAAAGAGCCAGCUGCCCCAGCGGACUCCAGGGACACGGGAGAGGGUGCGGUUCAGUGACAAAGUUCUCUACCAUGCACUGUGCUGUGAUGAUGAGGAGGGGGACGGCGAGGAGGAGGCAGCAGAGGAGGUGGGGGUGCCCCCUGAGCCUCCACAUACAGAGGCCCACACAGGCCCCCACCAGCCCUCCCCAGCCCCAUAUAAGCCAAGGCGCUCUCCACUGACCAGCCAUCGUUCAGGCCCCACCACAGCCCCCGAACAGACACGAAGGGUCACGAGGAACAGCAGCACCCAGACAGUGUCAGACAAGAGCACGCAGACGGUGCUGCCCUACACGGCCACUAGACAGAAAGCCAGAGGGAAAAACUAGGAACUGGGGAGGGGCUGGGGGCGGUGGACACAUAGAAGUAUAAAUAUAUAUAUAUAUUUAAGCAAACGCAGUCAUAAUAAAAUUUUUAAAUGCUAA
Otolemur garnettii (small-eared galago) is the source of this 1324-nucleotide messenger RNA. RefSeq names its product chromosome unknown C15orf59 homolog (gene INSYN1). The transcript is spliced from 2 exons. Bases 353 to 1228 code for a protein of 291 amino acids. The record is from RefSeq and is a predicted model, not a curated record. Gene Ontology annotation, biological process: inhibitory postsynaptic potential. NCBI's taxonomy places the organism in Eukaryota, Metazoa, Chordata, Mammalia, Primates, Galagidae. Gene Ontology annotation, cellular component: postsynaptic density.